This is a messenger RNA of Porites lobata, 339 nucleotides long. The record is from the annotation of a GenBank genome assembly. NCBI's taxonomy places the organism in Eukaryota, Metazoa, Cnidaria, Anthozoa, Scleractinia, Poritidae.
AUGGAAACAGGGUCUAAAACAGUUUGUUCGAGUGAUACAAUACAUCUCAGGGAGAAUAGAAGGGUACACUGGGCCUUGAACCUGGAAGAAGUUUUAUAUUUCACUCCAGAAACCGAAAGCAAGAAUGUCCAGUCACUGAUGAAGAAACUGAAGAUAAAAACCCGUAUUUUAAAGAAUAUCUCUUCUGCGUUUUGCGACCGCGACAUUGUACGUAAGCUACAUGGACGAAUUACCCGCAUUGUGGAAAGAAUUUCAACCGGACACUGCGACUAUGAGAUGAAUGCCGAAGACGCCACUACCUUUGACAAGUACUGGAAUGAUCUUUUCGAAUUUUACGGG